AUGGGGAAAAACGACAAAAAAUCCGGCGAUAAAGGCGGCGCCAAGGGAAAGGGAGCCGAGGCCAAAGAGUCUGGAGGGAAGACCAAAGGGGCCAUGUCUAUCAACGUUCGACACAUUCUGUGCGAAAAACAUGCGAAAAAGGAAGAGGCUCUUUUGAAGCUGAGCGAAGGUGUCAAAUUUGAUGAGGUCGCCCGGACCUAUUCCGAGGACAAGGCACGGCAAGGGGGUUCUUUAGGGUGGAAGACAAAGGGGAGUCUGGAUCCUACGUUUGAGGAAGUUGCCUUUUCUUUACAACCAAGUACUACAGGCAGCCCUAUCAUUGGAGAGGCCAAGACACCGUUUGGCUAUCACAUUAUAAUGGUCGAAGGGCGCAAGUAA
Messenger RNA from Trichoderma atroviride IMI 206040, 378 nucleotides. RefSeq lists its product as uncharacterized. The record is from RefSeq and is a predicted model, not a curated record. Gene Ontology annotation, molecular function: DNA binding; peptidyl-prolyl cis-trans isomerase activity. NCBI's taxonomy places the organism in Eukaryota, Fungi, Ascomycota, Sordariomycetes, Hypocreales, Hypocreaceae. Gene Ontology annotation, cellular component: nucleus. Gene Ontology annotation, biological process: rRNA processing.